AUGUUUGGGUCUUACACUCUUUUGGCUGCGGCCUCCACUACAUUCUUUGCUACCUUGUCUUCCGCAUCGAAGGCAUACAACAAGAGCGCCGCGUAUGCGUCGGGCCUUCAGGGAGAUAGUCCGGUGCAGAAAUACGUGGCUGCAACGGACUUUACGCCCGUCCAGCUCAACUACCAAAUCCCGCUAGAUGACGCGACGGCGGCAAAGCUCUCGCCAGGGCUUCUUUUCUUCGCUCCCUGGGGCGAUUCCGUCACCCAGACCGGGCCCCUGAUCAUCAAGCAGGACGGCACCGUCGUCUGGUCCGGCAAGGACUACUCCACUUCGUCGUCCUUCAUGGUCGAGAGCUACCAAGGCGAGGACCACAUCAUCCUCUGGACGGGCGAGCACGAAGUCGGGUAUGGCCACGGGGAAUGGCAUGUCCUAAACAACGCGUACGAGGAGGUGGCAACCUACACCGCCGUCGGCCUUCAGAACGAUACCAAAUGCGAUUUCCACGAUUCGCACAUUUACAACGGCGAGACUGCGACGAUGACGGCGUACGUCACGGAGCAGCACGAUCUGACCCCUUACGGUGGACCUAAGGACGGCUACAUCCUGAACGCGGUCGUACAGGAGAUCAAUAUCGCUACCAAGGAAGUCGUCUUCGAGUGGCACGGUCUCGACCACGUCGACCCGUCAGAGUCGUACACCAAGCCGACGCUUACAGGCUACAAUAGCUCGGCGCCCUGGGAUUACUUCCACCUCAACGCUAUCGAUAAGGACUCGAACGGCGACUACCUUAUUUCGUGCCGACACUGCCACUCGCUGCUCAAGGUCGACAAGUCCUCGGGCGACAUUGUGUGGCGCCUGAAUGGGAAGAACUCGAACUUCACGAUGGGGAAGGACGCGUCGUUCUCCUGGCAGCACGACGGGCGAUGGAGGAGUGAUAAUACGAUCUCCCUCUUCGACAACGCGGGCACGACGAUCAGGCAGGACCGUAUUGCCUCCCGGGGCCUGCUGCUCAGCGUGGACACGGACGCGAUGACGGUUGACCUCAUUCAGGAGUUCGACCCCGUCAACAAGGUCAUCUCGCGCUCGCAGGGCAACAACCAGCUGCAGCCAAAUGGAAACUUCUUGGUUGGCUACGGUGCCGAGCCGGCCUUCGAGGAGUACGAUUCGGAGGGGAACCCGCUGUGGGCGAUGCAGUUCGCCGUGAUCAACUCGGAUGUGGCGGCCUGUAAGUGGUCUUCUCUGUCCAUGACCAUCCCCUCUUUACUGAUUCUGAUCACCCUCUCGGUCCGCACCUACCGCUUCGACUGGCACGCCACGCCCUCUACGCCGCCCUCCCUCGCCAUUGUCGGCGAGUCCGACUCCAACCGCACCGCGUACGCCUGGUGGAACGGGGCGACCGACGUCGCGACGUGGGCGCUGUUCGGCUCGGUCGAGGAGGAUGGGACGAGCAGCAGUCUGGUGAAUGUGACGCGGGAUGACUUCGAGACGGCGAUCGCCUUUGAUGGGUGGGCGGAUUAUGGGAAGUAUACGGUGGUGGCGCUGGAUGGGGAGGGGAAGGUGUUGGGGACGUCGGAUGCGGUUAGUGCGUGA
Messenger RNA from Schizophyllum commune H4-8, 1581 nucleotides. RefSeq lists its product as uncharacterized. The transcript has 9 exons. The record is from RefSeq and is a predicted model, not a curated record. The coding region runs from base 1 to 1581 and encodes 526 amino acids. NCBI's taxonomy places the organism in Eukaryota, Fungi, Basidiomycota, Agaricomycetes, Agaricales, Schizophyllaceae.